CACUUAUCACAUUGUUGACCGUUCAAGGUUACGCGGCAGCGUUUAAUUUUGAUCAAAAUAAUCCUUCCUUAUCUAUAUUUACACGUUGUUUUAUCAUUCUGAUGUAACAGUAAUAAUCUUUCUAUCGCAAACCCAUUUAGAAACCGAUAAUACGUAUUAAGUAUUACGUAUAGGUUGUACUCCGUUAUCAUUACAGUGUGCACCGGCGUGUAACUUUCAAAAUGGUCAAAGCUGUGGCAGUGUUGACCAUCAGUGACACCUGCUUCAAAGACAACUCCGAGGACACAUCCGGGCCUGCACUAGCUGCUUUUGCAAAAGAGUUAUUCCCCAAGGCCAACUUACACAAAAUCAUCAUCCCGGAUGAAAGGGAGAUCAUUGAAAAAGAGCUUAAGUACUUCUGUGAUGAAGCACAUGUAAACCUAGUUUUAACAACAGGAGGGACUGGGUUUAGUUCUAGAGAUGUGACCCCUGAGGCUUCUAAGGCUGUGAUCCAUAGAGACGCACCUGCUAUUACAGCAGCUAUAACUCAGGUGAGUCUAGAGAAAACUCCAAUGGCAAUGCUGUCUAGAGCAGUAGCUGGUAUAAGAGACAGAACACUAAUCAUUAAUUUUCCUGGCAGCAAAAAGGCUGUUACUGAAUGUUUUGAAGUUGUAAAGCCUGUUUUAAGCCAUGCUUUAGCUCUGAUCAAUGACGAGUUACAGGAAGUAAGAACUAUCCAUGAUUCCAUGCAGUUCAACUCCUGUUCUCAUGGUCAUAAAACUAGUAAUGUGGAUUUGGGUAAAGUAGCAUUCAGAGCCCGGGAAUCCCCAUUCCCGAUGUUAGAAAUGAAGGAGGCGUUCCAAACUGUGGACAAUGUGAUGCGGGGGUGGGUUCAUGUUUUGGAGAUAGUGCCAAUUGAGAAGGCUCUGGGCAGAGUGGUGGCCGAGUCUUUGUGUACUAAGGAACCUAUGCCACCAUUCCCUGCAUCAGUUAAAGAUGGUUACGCAGUGCUAAGUUGCGACGGGGCCGGCGUUCGCACGGUGCGCACGGCGCUGACGGCGGGCGAGGCGCCGACGGCGCCGUUAGCCCCCGGACAGUGCGCGCGCGUUAACACCGGCGCGGCGUUGCCCGCUGGAGCGGAUGCUGUCGUACAGGUGGAAGACACUAAAUUAGUGUCAGCAUCAGAAGACGGUGAUACGGAGUUGGAAGUGGAAAUCAUGGUUGCGCCGCCGGCGGGCCAAGACGUGCGGCCCAUCGGCUUCGACAUACCCAUGGGGGCUGAGCUCGUCAAAAAAGUAUCUGUUCUGGAUGCCGGGCACGUUGGGAUCUUGGCGGGAGCCGGCCAUCUGAAUGUUACUGUCAAAGCACACCCAAAGGUGGCGCUACUGUCGACGGGCAAUGAACUACAGGAACCCUCGGAGGCGAAACUGAAACCAGCGCACAUCAGGGACUCCAACAGAACUAUGCUCAGAGUUCUACUUCGGGAGCACGGCUACGACACCAUAGACUGUGGCAUCGCGAAGGACGAGCCGGCGCAGUUAGCAACCGCACUAGCGGGCGCCAUGGCUCGCGCGAACCUGGUCGUGUGCUCGGGCGGCGUGUCCAUGGGCGAGCGGGACCUGCUGAAGCCGGUGCUGCUCAAGGACUUCGGCGCGACGCUGCAUUUCGGGCGCGUGCGCAUGAAGCCGGGCAAACCGAGCACCUUCGCCACCUGCCACUUCAACGGACGCACCAAGUACAUCUUCGCACUGCCCGGUAACCCGGUGUCAGCGUAUGUGUGCUGCCUGCUGUUCGUGAUUCGAGCCCUCAAGGUGUGCAGCGGCCGCAACCCCGAGUGGCCGCGACUGCGCGUGCGACUGUCGGCCGCCGCCAAGCUGGACCCGCGGCCCGAGUUCGCCCGCGCCACGCUCGCCUACCCCGACAACGAUAUACCCACCGCCACGCUGCUCGGCAGCCAGUGCAGCAGCAGACUGCUAAGCGCGUGCGGCGCGGGCGUGCUGCUGCAGCUGCCGGGCGCCUCGGACGCCGCCGCGCAGCUGCCCGCCGGCACCGUCGUCCCCGCGCUCGUCAUCGGCCGCCUCGACCUGCCCUAGAUACGAAGCUAUUCUGCCAUUC
Cydia splendana is the source of this 2094-nucleotide messenger RNA. RefSeq names its product gephyrin (gene cin). Gene Ontology annotation, cellular component: cytoplasm; postsynaptic specialization; dendrite. Bases 222 to 2072 code for a protein of 616 amino acids. Gene Ontology annotation, molecular function: molybdopterin molybdotransferase activity. The record is from RefSeq and is a predicted model, not a curated record. The transcript is spliced from 11 exons. NCBI's taxonomy places the organism in Eukaryota, Metazoa, Arthropoda, Insecta, Lepidoptera, Tortricidae. Gene Ontology annotation, biological process: Mo-molybdopterin cofactor biosynthetic process; postsynaptic neurotransmitter receptor diffusion trapping; establishment of synaptic specificity at neuromuscular junction.